Monopterus albus (swamp eel) is the source of this 6529-nucleotide messenger RNA. Its product is annotated as microtubule-associated protein 2-like. Gene Ontology annotation, biological process: microtubule cytoskeleton organization; neuron projection development. The transcript has 18 exons. Gene Ontology annotation, molecular function: microtubule binding. Lineage: Eukaryota; Metazoa; Chordata; Actinopteri; Synbranchiformes; Synbranchidae. Bases 746 to 5311 code for a protein of 1521 amino acids. The record is from RefSeq and is a predicted model, not a curated record. Gene Ontology annotation, cellular component: neuron projection.
CUUGUAUUUCCACCUUUUCCCUGUACUCUUCUUCGUUUUCCCGCCCCUCCUUCUCUCUUUACCGUUAACAUCACAUCCACGAUAUCCCCCUUCUCCCCCCCCGCUGUUUCCUCUCCUUCUCCAUCUCCAUCUUUCCUUAGCAACAGCCACACCCCGAUGCUUCAGCUCUGUACACAGACUGCCUUCCCUUUCUGCAAAGCAUGUUGAUGCAAACCCACUUUCAGGAUGAAAGCUGUUUUCAUGUUAGCACUUUGCACUAGUGCGGUUUUUCAUCUGGCUUUAUGUCACUGUGACUCAAUCACAAAUUUGGUGUUUUUUUCUUUGUUUAAGUGCAUGCAUUUGUUGCAUAUGUGCACUCCAAAGAUGCCCAGCUAUCUCUUAAUCAUAAUGAGAGACUGCCUGCCAUGUUUAUUGCAGCCCCAGUAUCCCCUUGCGCCCGUAUUUCUGCAUUUACGGUAGCUUAAUUUGCAAUGGGAGGGAUCAGAGGGCCCCAUACUGUGCUCAUUGUCACUACUGCUCCCUCAGACACCAGGGUAUUAGUGCCGCUCCGCAACCUAAACAUCCAGAAGCUGCCUCCUUGUUGACCCCACCUUGUGCUCUUUGCAGAUAUAAAGCUCUAACUGUCCCACACCCCACCAGGUCUGAGCAGACACUUCAGCUCGGCACUCAUCUAUUUCAUCCUUCAGUGAAGAAAGCGUUUCAAGUCAGGUGACCCAUCCCCUUCCCAGGUUCCCAGCAGGCAGGCAUGGCAGACAGUCAGCAGCCAGAUGACCACUGGGCUUCCCACGGUCAAGAGAAUGGUGAGAACGGCUACACCGCCUACAGCUCUGGCUACAGGGAGAAUGGAUACCAUGGUGGGGCAGCUGCACAUCCUGGGACAACAGUGGAUGACUCAGCCAAUUUGCCUCCCUCCCCUCCCCCUUCUCCAUCCGCUGAGCAGAUUGGGCCCGUGGCACAAGAAGAUAAAGUAGAGGUUGUCAGUCAACAGCAGGAAGAGAAGGAGGCUCCAGAGGAGCGCAGCAUUUACCAGGAGGAAGUGGCAUAUGAGCAGCCAGGACAUUUGCCCUUAGAGCAGACAGAUUAUUUAACAGAGCCCCAGGCUUUGGGCUUCCAGCGAGCCCAGACACCUGAGGUCCUUAAUGGAGGAAGUCAUCAAGGGGAGCACAGCCCAUCACAAAAAGCCCAGCCAGAAGAACGUAUCAGUAAGGCACCCUCUGAGUCUGCUAUAAAAGAAGAUGAACCUCAGGUGGUGUCACCACAUGGGGAGCAGGUGGUUGUUGAAAGAGCAACAUCUGAAGGAGCAGAACUCGCCUUGACUGAACCUCCCCCUCCUUCUCUGAAAGAGAAAGAUCUCUCUGACAACGCCAUAAUAGAGCAGGGUAAUGAAAACAGAAAGGAAGAGGCCACUGAGAGCCACCUGCUUGUAGAGUCCAAACCAAAAGAGGCAAAACAGCAUUCACCGGCAGAAGAGUCCUCGAAACCUAUGACAGAAGACAGACAUGGAAUUGUCUCACCAAGCAAAUCAGGAGCCCCUGUGGAAGAAUUCAAGGAAAAAGUGGGGACAAUUGAAGUAAUAACUAACAAGGGCCAAGAAUGUGGCAGCGACAUUAGAUUGCAUGACAUGCCAUUCACUGGUAUUCCAGAAGUUGAUCCAAAACAAGAAACAGAACCUGCUACAGAGUUGAAGCAAGCAUCAGAUAUUUUUUUAGGGCAUGAGCCAGGGGUAGAAAGUUACUUUGAGACAUCCUCAAAACUCCAAAGAGAGGAGUCAACACCAUCUCAAAGCUAUUAUGAACUCAGCACGGCCGCAGAGACAAAGUUAAGUGGGGAAACUGGACGCUUUAUGAAGAACCUAGAGGAAGACCAGGAGAAGAAAGGCAAGAUAUCCCCUAGUACGGUGUCUUUAGAAGAGCAAAGCUUCUCCUUGAACAUUACUGUUGAGUCCUCAGAGGGACAGGCAGUGAAUGAAAAAAACUCAAGGACCUUCUCAAAAGCUUUGUGUCCAAUCAGUGGAAGUUUUGAUGACUCUGAGAUUUCCCCUUCAACACCAUCUGAGGAAAGCCAUAAACCCACACUAGAUUCCACCGAUUCACCUGAAGAUAUCCACACAAAAGCAGAAACACCUCGACCUUUUGAACAAUCAAGCAGCUUCUCUGAGAUGUUGGACCUGGCUGGAGCGCUGCCUCUUCCCUCACUAGAGAGAAGAGAAGUUGAUCACAUGAGGCGAAAGUCAGUGCCCGCUGAUGUAUCAGCUCUGGUGGGAAGUUCUUUGUCCAAGCUCACCUUGAGAGAUCAGACCACGAGAGUGGUGGGUAGGGAAAACCAGCUGGAAGAACUGGGAUACUGUGUCUUUAAUGAGUACUCAGGGCCCAUGCCUUCUCCUGCUGAUGUACCCAGUCCUGGGGAUUCUCCACACCAGCACUUCCCUUCCAUGGAGGGUGAAGUAGAGGAAGAGCAUGGUGCCACUGAAGCUGAAUGCAUUCAAAAGGGGAUACAAGAACCAGAUCACAAAGGAAUUGAACCUGAGAUAAGUCAAAAAACAGUUACUGAGAGGAAAGAUCCUCCAGUAAAGAGUACUCUGAUUCUUGAAAAAGCUGUCACAAGUGGAGUAAAACCUGAUCGCCUGAGAAUCCCAAUGACUUCUUCAAAGGACAGGCUGAGUGGCCUGCCGGGUGAGAUAAAGAUUCAUGCAAUCCCUGAGGUAGAAAUUGAAAAAGACCCAUCCAGAGAGGCUUCUCCCAUCCCACCAGACAGUUCCUUUACUUUCAUUCCUACAGAAACUGGAAGCCAAGCUCCCCUGACUCCUACUAGCCCCAAGUCCCUGAAUAAUACACUUUCAGAAAGCCAAAACAUUGGAGAGAAUGUUGGGAAAGAUAUCUUACUAGCACUCAAAACAGAGAAUGAUCCAAAGUCUGAGAGGAUUAAUAAUACACAGUCAGAGUUAGACAAAGAAAUGUCAGUGCCUGAAGAGAAAGUAUCAGAAAAAGUAUGUGAAAAACUAGAAAUGCCAGAUAUAGACAUAGAUUCAGCAUCAUCUCAGUCUCAGAGCACAGAAAAAGAUGACAAGAAGAUUGAAAGUGAGUAUGGGAUACAUGCAAAAAUAGAAGGACAAGAAAAGCAUGAGACCUCAAAAGCUGUUCAAGAUUUCAACACUGAAAGGCCCACUGAUGAGAAAGAUGAUCAGAUUCAGUUACAGGAGGUGACACUGGAAAAAGGGUCACCAAAGCCACAAAUAUCCUCCCCAGUAAUCAUCAUACCUCAAGCACAAAUAGAGGAAGAAGCAGAAGAUGAGGAUGAUAUUGAGUUUGCUGAAGAGCCUCAAGAGAUCAUGGAGAAAGCUGAGGAGCUUUUUUUCUCCAAGACAGAUCAAGCUGAAGUUGGAAAGGAAGAGCAAAAAAAAGAGGAGGUGAGGCUGAUGAUAGGUGAUCAGAUGUUAGAAGAAGAUCCCAAGUCUGGAGCAGAGGAAUGGAGUCAUAGUGCCCUAUACAGUGACAAUGGGGAGCCUGAAACAGACAGUUCACACUUGUCUCCCUGCUCUGACAAUGACCUAUCACAGCCAACAGAGGAAGGAGGCAGAGAUGAAGGGAUGGUAGAUGAUAAAUUAACAGAAAACCCACAAAUAAACCGAACAGAAGGAAAGAAAGAGGGGUGUGAGGGUGUAAAGAAAGACCAAAUAGGAGAGGGGGAAGAGGGUUCUGGUAAGGUACAUGAAGAAAAAGAAGAGAAAGCAAUGGAAGAAAAGGAUGAGGGGGAGGAGAGGACAGAGGAUAAAUACACUGAGGUUGUUCAGGAUGUGGUUGUUCAGGACGUGGAAGAGGUCUCUGAUAUGCUCUGCCAGACCAGUCGGUCAGCUAACGAUGAGACCACCAUGGACGUCUCCAUCCUAGAUACAGACAGUGGCUGGAUGGACUCACAAGAUGACAAAAGUAUCAUGACUGAGCAAAUCGAAGUCCUUCCUCACAUCCAGAGUCCUACCAGUACACCUGUGGUGGUGGACAGACCCGCUAAACGGGCUCUCUGCAGGGGAAGGGGCCACCCUGGCAUCACUGAGAGUAAAGUGUCUCGCAAAGUACCCAGCCACCACCCUACAGAGACAAUGAAGAAGAAAAAAGUAGGCAUGAGGAGGGCUGACCAGAAUAAGGUGUCAGCCCUCCAAACUCGUUCUCCAAAUCGAAAGAUCAUAGCCAAAGCGGCGGCCAGACAUCCUAGGUCUGCUCUGCUUCACGGCUCUGCUAGACGCAAGGCCACAGGUUUAGAAAGCCAUCAGCCCCUCAGUGUGGCCCACCAGUCCAGGGAGAGGACCACUUGUCAACAGAGAACAUUUAGCCCCAUGAGGGCUGUUCUGUUAAAGAUGGCAGUGCAGCGUCGGGGGUCAGAUCAACAGCCCCCCCGCCCCGGCUCUGCCUGUAGCCUUAAAUGGAGCCCCUUGGUGGAGGCAGAGCUCAGCACGGCCCGCCCCUCCUCAGCAUGCUCCCGCUCAUCCCCUCUGCCAAACAAAUGGGCAGAGAAGGAGAAAGCAUACCGCAGCCCAGAGAAUAUACUGUUGAUCCGUACCGAGUCCAGAGCGGACAGCAGGUCUGGAAGAGCCCCUAGUAUGGCAGGUACAGACUCUGCACGUUCCCGAUCAGUCCGUAGUGGUGCCUCCACCCCUGGCGCCAUUACACCCGGCACACCCCCAAGCUACUCCUGCCGCACACCCGGCUCACGGACACCUGGAAGCCACACACCUAAGUCCUUCAGCGUCCUCCAGGAGAAGAAGGUGGCGGUGAUCCGAACCCCGCCCAAGUCUCCAUCCUCUGUCCAGCGGCAGCUGAAGGUUGUCAAUCAGCCCCUGCCUGACUUGAAGAAUGUAAAGUCCAAGAUUGGGUCCACCUCCAACAUCAAGCAUCAGCCAAAAGGUGGACAGGUCCAAAUCCAGACCAAGAAGAUGGACUUGAGUCACGUGACUGCUAAAUGUGGAUCUAUGUCCAACAUUCACCAUAGAGCAGGGGGAGGCAAUGUGCGAAUUGAGAAUGUGAAGCUGGACUUUAAAGACAAGGCACAUGCCAAGGUCGGCUCCCUGGACAAUGCCAGCCACACUCCUGGAGGGGGCAACGUUAUGAUUGAGAGCCACAAACUGACCUUCCGGGAAACAGCCAAAGCCCGGGUGGACCAUGGGGCAGAAAUCAUCAUCACUCACUCUCCCGGGGUGGAGACAGGAGGCACUUCUCCUCGUCUGUCCUCGGCCGGUAGUAUCAACCUUCUGGAGUCACCCCAGCUCUCCACGCUGGCCCAGGAUGUCACUGCUGCCCUGGCCAAGCAAGGCUUAUGAGCUGGCUAUGUGGAGAACCUCAAAAAGAUCCACCAUUACUUUCUUCCCAUCAGUCUUACUCACUCAUAAGCAUCCAGUGUUCUCCCAAAGUCCUUCACUGCAAACCAACCCCCACACAGGUUCUACAGUCCUAGUUGACGGACUACCCUUACAGCCCUUCCAGUAGGAUUUUAGAAAUUGAAUUCUAAAAUUAUGCUUCAUUUGCUCCCUGAAAGGGACAUGCCUAGUCCCUCUAUCUGCUUUUCAUUCACUUGAACAUGGACCUUUUUGUUUUGUUUUAGAUAGGCUAAAUACUAAUGUUUGACUGGAUGUGUUUGUCUAAGAAGACGUUGUGGCUUUUAUGAUUGUAUAGUAAUUUCUGUCAUGAAAAGCAUCACAUUCCUCCACUGUGGGGAUAACUUCAAGGUGAAUUCAUGAUUCAUGUCCAUUCAGAAUUUAUAUGGUACUGAAUUGAAGAUAUAGCAACCUGAUACUAGAUGCUAGUCUUAAAGGUACACCGGUGUGAGAGACUUAACUUAUACAAACAUGGUACGCAACUGUUCCUGCAAAAGAAUGGCUGAUGAGCAUGUCGGCUAAAAUGUGACAUUUAGUGUCAAAUAACAGGAUUUUUUUUUCCCAUUGUUUGGAUUUUAAUGUUGCUUCUUGAUAUUGCUGGACAUUGCUGGAUUGUUGGACAUGUUGUUUUCUCAUUGUUUUCUUGUUUUAUAUGUCAUCAUAGUGGACGCUGUUAGUUUUGUAUGUUCCCUGUGGCCGCACUGGCUUAUUGACACUUCAGUGUAGAUUACCAAUGCGUUAAUGGAGUCAAGUGCUAAAAAACUGGCUUUCCAAUAUAAUUUUUUAUUUCUUUUCUGCAAACCAAUGUGCUGCUCUUUUUUCCUUGGUUUUAGCUCUGUGGAUUUAUUAGGCUACAACACUGCUGUUAUGCAGGCAUGGCAAAUAAAUGAUAAAUAAGUUAGAACUAUUUGGAGCAAUCUUUAACUUUUCAGAGUUAUUAUAAAUGGCCGGGCUGCUUUCUAAUGUCUGUGUUUCAAGGUCAGGUCCAAAAAAGGCUCCUCGUGCUCGUGUGACUUGUCUUCUUUUGCAAAGACUGGGUUGUACAAUGUAUUUGAAAGGGCAAAAGGCCCAAAAGUUGUUAAAGCAGAAAUUAUUUGAUUUGAUUUGAUUUAUUCUUUCAAGCAUGUAAAACCAGUUGAUAUGACAACACACAUAAUUUUACAC